Cooperia oncophora is the source of this 495-nucleotide messenger RNA. NCBI's taxonomy places the organism in Eukaryota, Metazoa, Nematoda, Chromadorea, Rhabditida, Trichostrongylidae. The record is from the annotation of a GenBank genome assembly.
UUGUACAUUCUCGAAGGCAAUCGAUUCGUCUGCCAACAGGACUUUCAAAACGCCACGAAAAGUUCAACACCAUCGUCAACAUCAAAUCGGCCGGUAUCUGCCAGUUCCGGAUGUAAUUCAGACGCUGAAGAAGAGAAUGUAGACGGGUCAGAAGAUGUGCCUGUCGACGAGACCGAAGGCGGUGACGGCGAGGGAAAGGACGACGCUGCGGCUGCGAAACGACGGGGACCGCGGACGACUAUCAAAGCCAAACAGUUGGAGACGUUGAAGAAUGCGUUCGCGUCGACGCCAAAGCCAACACGGCAUAUUCGGGAGCAACUGGCACAGGAAACCGGGCUCAACAUGCGGGUCAUACAGGCCCCUCCCUUGACCAAACAAGGCAAUGCCAUAUUCUUACUGAAACACUUUGAAAUACUUAUCGAAAAACCCCAUGGCACUAAAACUGAGGCCCCUCCCUUGACCAAACAAGGCAAUGCCAUAUUCUUACUGAAAUAA